Molecule: messenger RNA, 540 nt
Organism: Acanthosepion pharaonis
Lineage: Eukaryota; Metazoa; Mollusca; Cephalopoda; Sepiida; Sepiidae
Source: the annotation of a GenBank genome assembly
AUGACGACUAGGACGACAUUAUGUCGGGACCAGAAGUCUUUUCUCUAUCGGUUAAUACAGGAUGAACCGGACCUCAAUUCAGACAAGGAUGAAAUUGGUGCAUUCCUGAUAGACAGAGAUCCGACAUAUUUUGGUCCAAUUUUAAAUUAUCUACGGCAUGGAAAGUUAGUAAUUAAUAAAGAUUUAGCUGAAGAAGGUGUUUUAGAAGAAGCAGAAUUUUAUAACAUAACUCCAUUAAUAAAAUUGGUGAAAGAAAAGAUUACAGAACGCAAUGCGAAACAAGAUCAAACACACAUGAAAAAUGUUUAUAGAGUUCUUCAGUGUUCAGAAGAGGAAUUGACACAGAUGGUCUCCACAAUGUCAGAUGGUUGGAAGUUUGAACAGCUAAUAAAUAUUGGUUCUCAGUAUACAUAUGGAACAGAAGACCAUGUAGAAUUUCUGUGUGUUGUAUCCAAAGAAUGUCCUAAUAUUGUUAAUGGGCAAGAAAAUGAACCUACUGACAGAGCAAAAGUAUUACAGCAGAAAGGAUCUCGAAUGUGA